Molecule: messenger RNA, 1605 nt
Organism: Cladophialophora carrionii CBS 160.54
Lineage: Eukaryota; Fungi; Ascomycota; Eurotiomycetes; Chaetothyriales; Herpotrichiellaceae
Exons: 7
Coding region: 1-1605 (534 amino acids)
Biological process (GO): transmembrane transport
Molecular function (GO): transmembrane transporter activity
Source: RefSeq, a predicted model, not a curated record
AUGGCAGUCGAAGAAAUCCUGAACGAAGACGUUGACGCCGUCAAGAAUGAGAAGCACCCCGACAAUGAGCAACGUAUCGGCCUCGGACACGAUUUGCACACCAGCAUCUCGCCGAUAUCUGUCGAUGGAGGCACCAAAGAAGGAGAAAUAUUCUCCAUGGGUGAGGUUGAUGCCGCCUUGGAUGCCAAGAUGAGACUGUUGAACCGAACGAUUGACGAGAUCGGCUGGACAAACAUGCACCUGAAGCUCUUCUUCCUCAAUGGCUUCGGAUAUGCGGCCGACUCCCUCGUCCUCCUCCUGCAGUCUGUCACUGCCGGGCAAGCGGCCCUCGAGUUUCAACCUUCGUUUUCCUAUGGCCUCACCGUUGCCGCUUACUCGGGAAUGCUGGUGGGGGCACUGUUCUGGGGUCUCGGCGCCGACGUUAUUGGCCGUCGCUUCGCCUUCAACACCUCGCUCUUUAUUUGUUCGGUCUUCGCCAUUGUCGCUGGAGCAUCGCCUAACUGGUAUGCCCUCGGCACCUUUACCGCACUUACUGCCUUUGGUGCUGGCGGCAAUCUUGUGCUCGACACAACUGUCUUCCUCGAAUUCCUGCCCGGCAAUAAACAAUGGCUUCUUACUCUCAUGGCCUGUUGGUGGGGGCUCGCGCCCGUCAUCGGCGCUGCCUUUGCCUGGCCUCUCCUCUCAUUGCCUCAAUUCAUCUGCACCGAGGCUGCGACUUGCACCCGGUCGAACAACAUGGGCUGGCGAUAUAUCUGGUUUGGCAAUGGAGCAUUGGUUCUCGUCCUGAGUGUCCUGCGAGUCACGGUGAUUCGACUGAAGGAAUCUCCCAAAUAUCUUCUUGCCAAAGGUCAAGAUGCGGACGUCGUGCGUACAUUCCGGGACAUUGCCCACAGCUACAACCGGCCUUGCAGCUUGACCGUGGAGGAACUUGAGGCCUGUGGAACGACACUGUCGACAUACGGGAAGUCUAGAUACGGCUUUAGUGAACUGAUGGCUCACCUGCGAGGACUUUUCGCUACCAAGAAGCUGGCGAUAUCGACCACAAUGAUCUGGUUUUCCUGGCUUUUGAUCGGCCUGGCCUACCCGCUUUUCUAUGUCUUCCUACCCGACUUCCUCGCCAGCCGAGGCGCCCAAGUAGGCCAGCCAGGCCCAUACUAUCAAUGGCGCAACUACAUGAUUACCAACACUGUGGGCAUCUUCGGCCCUGUAGCCGCAGGCUUCAUGUGCAAUCUCAAGUGGCUGGGGCGAAAGUACACGAUGGUCAUUGGCGCCCUCUGUUCCAUGGCCUUCUUCUUCGCUUACACGGCUGUGCGGACCCCGGCGCAGAAUAUCGCGUUUACUUGCUCGAUUUACUUUUUUGUCAACAUCUACUACGGCACGCUCUACGCCUAUACACCCGAGUCCUUACCAUCUGCGCAUCGCGCGACCGGGAACGGCAUCGCCGUCGGUCUCAACCGAGUCAUGGGUUUGGUGUCGGCGUUUGUGGCUACUUAUGCCAACACAGCCACUUCUGCGCCCAUCUAUAUCUGCGCGACGCUCUACAUUGUCAUGGCUAUCGUGGCGGCCACUUUCCCGUUCGAGCCAUACGGCAAGAGGUCCAUGUAG